This is a messenger RNA of Strongylocentrotus purpuratus (purple sea urchin), 2230 nucleotides long. Its product is annotated as elongation factor 1 alpha. The record is from RefSeq and is marked provisional. Lineage: Eukaryota; Metazoa; Echinodermata; Echinoidea; Camarodonta; Strongylocentrotidae. Gene Ontology annotation, biological process: translation; translational elongation. Gene Ontology annotation, molecular function: GTPase activity; GTP binding; translation elongation factor activity.
UCUUUUCUAGCAUUACUGCAGUUGCCACUUUCAUCUGUCUGAAAGUCAUCUGGCAUAUAACUAUCCAUCAUGCCUAAGGAAAAAGCCCAUAUCAACAUCGUGGUCGUCGGUCACGUAGAUUCCGGCAAAUCAACCACCACCGGUCAUCUCAUCUACAAAUGCGGUGGAAUCGACAAGCGUGUCAUCGAGAAAUUCGAGAAGGAAGCUUCCGACCUUGGAAAGGGAUCGUUCAAGUAUGCCUGGGUUCUUGACAAGCUGAAGGCAGAGCGUGAACGUGGCAUCACCAUUGACAUCGCCCUGUGGAAGUUUGAAACCCCAAAGUACUGUGUCACUGUCAUCGAUGCACCUGGUCAUCGUGAUUUCAUCAAGAACAUGAUCACUGGAACCUCACAGGCCGACUGUGCCGUGUUGGUUGUUGCCGCUGGUAUUGGAGAGUUUGAGGCUGGUAUCUCCAAGGAUGGGCAGACACGAGAGCAUGCCCUGCUGUGCUACACCUUGGGUGUCAAGCAGCUCAUUGUUGCUGUCAACAAGAUGGACAGCGCACAAUACAAUGAAGCCCGUUUCAAAGAAAUCGUCAGGGAGGUCUCUGGCUACAUCAAGAAGGUUGGCUACAACCCAAAGGCUGUGCCCUUCAUCCCAAUCUCAGGAUUUGGUGACAACAUGAUGGAGGCAGCCACAACGACUAUGCCAUGGUUCAAGGGGUGGUCAAUUGAACGCAAGGAUAAUAAUGCCAGUGGAGUGACCCUGUUGAAUGCCCUUGAUGCUAUCAUGCUCCCUAAGAGGCCACAUGACAAGCCUCUUCGUCUACCACUCCAGGAUGUCUACAAAAUUGGAGGUAUUGGAACUGUGCCAGUGGGCCGUGUUGAAAGUGGAACAAUCAAGGCCGGUAUGAUCGCUAGGUUUGCCCCUGCCAAUUUGACCACUGAGGUGAAGUCUGUGGAGAUGCACCAUGAAACUUUGGAGGCAUUGCCAGGUGACAACGUCGGCUUCAAUGUCAAGAACGUCUCUAUCAAGGAUAUCAGGCGUGGUAUGGUUUGCGGAGAAUCCAAGGACAAUCCCCCAAUGGCUGCCAAGUCCUUCCAGGCUCAGGUCAUUGUCAUGAACCACCCCGGUGAGAUCCAUGCUGGCUACACCCCGGUUUUGGAUUGUCACACAGCUCACAUUGCCUGCAAGUUCGCAGAACUCAAGGAGAAGCUCGACCGUCGAUCAGGCAAGAGUCUUGAGGAUAACCCCAAGUUUGUGAAGAGUGGUGAUGCCGUCAUUGCCAAACUGAUUCCCUCCAAGCAGAUGGUGGUUGAGAGUUACACAGAUUUUGCUCCUCUUGGACGUUUUGCUGUCCGUGACAUGAGGCAGACCGUAGCCGUCGGUGUGGUGAAGUCUGUCGAAAAGGAUGAAGCAUCUACAGGCAAGGUUACCAAGUCUGCCCAGAAGGCUGGCAAGAAGAAAUGAUGGCGAUGGCAUUCUGCAUCCCAAGGCUACAACAUGUACCCACUCCCCUUCACUAAUGAGUUCAAAGGAAUCACUGCAAGCCUUCGUUUACCUAUGCUUCUUGAAAAAAUGAAAACCCAAAGAAUAUCACACUAAUUCUUCCUCCGCAGAUAGCAGAGGAAGAUAGUGUUGCUAUUAUAUCGGCAGCAUGUUUUUAUCAAGUCUAUUCUAAACAAGACUGUUACAGCAAAUGUGCUGAGAGUAAAACAAAAAUAAAAGAAACGCUUAAUAUUGCUCUAAAUAUGUACCACCCAUGAAAGACGAAUGGGGUUAUAAGAAGUGACAUUUCUUUGAAAUUUUAAAAUAAGUAUGUCUGUAUCAAGGUAUAAUCAAAAAGCUUAUCACACACUGUGUGCUGCACCAAGUUUUAUUUAACCCUGAAAGGCAGGGGUUGUUUGACAUACAGCACUGGGAGCUCACCCAUGAUCUCGAUUUAGUUAACACAACAAAAUAAAAAGAGAAGUCAUCUUUUUUGCAACACGGUAAACAUGCAGGCAAAAUGUGGUCCUCAUGGGUUAAUCAUUAAUCAGAUAUGUUUUUACAUCUGUGUUGCAUGUAAGCAAAUUGAUUUUGGAAAUCCUUAGUUCAAGUGGCAAUUGCAACUAAAUGUGCUCAAGUGAUCUACUUGUAUGGACAGAGCUGGUCCUUAAUUUUGGAAAAUAUAAUUUCUUGGUGACUUAACAAUUUAUUUGUAUGUAAAUGGAAACAAGUGUAUGCCUUGGAAAUAAAUAUUAAAAAAAAA